ACACCACAAACGAACAAAGAAGGAAAAGGCACAACAAGCAGCAAGGAGCAAGCACAGGAGCAAGUCAUGCUUGCAGCUCCAAGCGCCGCAGCUGCUGCUGCGGCAGUGCUGAUGGUGGUGCUGGUGAGCACCCUGGGCACCCUUGUUGUCGCCCAAAGCACAAGCACAACAACCACAACGGGUUCGCCAGCAGCACCAGGCUGCGCAUACACGGAGUGGUCCCCUUUUGGCGCAUGCGCUGUGCAAAGCGAUGAGUGUGUCCGUGUCCGCGUUCGAUCCGUUUUGGCCGCGACAAACACGCCCGCCACCACAACAAACGCAACAAGCACCGCUGCCCCAUGCACGAACACCAACCACGUGGAGUCCUGCGACCCACAGAGCUGUGCAGAGGAGUGGUGCAGCCUUGGCGAGUGGUCGGAAUGGUCCCCGUGCAGCGUGUCUUGCGGCGACGGCGGCAUGCAAUUCCGGUCCCGCCGCAUCAACACCAUCCCAAACGUUACAUGCCCUCACCUCCAAGGAGAAGAGCUGCAGCAGACCCAGCCAUGCCCUGUGAUCGAGUGCCCCACGCCGGAGGUGGUUGCCGAGAACGGCGACCUGUACCUGACGGUGCCCGACGGAAACGCAGUCUACUUCAAAGAGGGCGAUAUCGUCACCUCCCUCGACACCCUUCGUGAUGAAAUCGCGAUGGCAGUGGAUGAGCUUGGGGAUCACCAGUCUGGGCAGCUUGAUCUGGUUCGACAGUUUGCUGCAGACGAAAUUGGACUCCUUCGCACAGCAAUCAACGACAAAGCAGCUCAGACACUCCGUACUGCAAAGGCGUACACUGACGUGGCUGCUGCUGAUUUGGAGUUCAACAUCACCGCUGCAGCCGAGCGACUGGAUGGACGCAUUGACACUGUUCAGGGCCGCUUCCUGCGGGAGCUGGCGCUGCUGGAAGACCUUGUUGCACACAAUCUGACUGUGAUUGACGACAAGCACGGCGACGGCCACGAGAGCCAGGCCGCCCUCAUCACGGACCUGCUUGCUGAUCUGGCAGAUGUACAGGAGGACGUGGCGUCGCUCGUGAUGUCAAAGGCUGACGCUGCCGAUGUGCAAUCCGAGCACGCAAGCAUUCGCCAAGAACUCAAUGCCGCCGUCGGCACCCUCAACAACAGGAUUGACGCCAUCAUGACUGGUCUCCUCCCAUCCACCAUCGCGAAGCCGACAGCAGCGGCCACGCGCUCCGCCGUGACCAUCACGUGGCAGGCGCCGCCAUCUGCGCUGCCCAUUAUCGGCUACACCAUCUUCUACACCGUAGCUGAUGGCGAUGAACAGGAGGCGGAGGUGCCAGGUGACACGACCACCUUUGAGCUGACCAACCUCGAAUCGGGGCAGUCGUGUACACUCGCCGUCGCCGCCACAAACGGCCUCGGUGCAGCACCUCAGCGCAGCACUGCUGUGACUGUGGCGACGAGCGGGCUGGUGGCGGCUCGUCGCUACCACUGCCAGCCAGGGGCGUGGGAGGUGACAUCAAGCCCCUCCAUCAAGACAGCGUGCAGCGUGCAGAUUCCAAUCUCCGAGCCAACCAUCAUCCACGCCACAUUCACAGGCCAUGCCAUCUGCGGGAGCGCGUGGAUAUACGGUGCCAUCUCCGUCAACGGCGACAUUCCAACGCCCGGCUCGCACCAGUCAGAGGCGCCCGCACACACGUACACGCGCACGUGGGAAACGUUUGGCACAGAUCGCGUUGUCGCCGUCGACUCGGGCACGGCAACGGUGGAGCUGCGGCUUCGCUUCGGCAGCUCCUCCUGCCAGUUUAACGGCGGCUCAAUGCACGUGGUAGCCAUCACUGGGCGGCAGGCCGGUGAAGAUGAAGCAUUCGCCUGCGCACCCAGUGUUUGGGGCACCAGCACAGGCACGCAGCAGUAUGAUUUCAAGCCGUGUACAACCGCCAUCCACGCGCCUUUCUCCAGCUCCCUCUUCUCCUUCUUCACGGGCCACGUCGUUACCAGCGGCGCCGUUUAUGGUGCAGUAGAGGUUGAUAACACGCCACGCGGCCCCGAUAUUGGCACUCAACGCUAUGCUCCCGCCCACUCGUACACGUCUGGGAGCGACUGGAACACGUUCCGCGCAUUCCGAACAGAGAACAUCGACGCGUUUGAUGGGGAUGCCAAUACACCCCUCCAGCAGUACGGCACUGCCUUGCAGCCACUUGGCCCUGCCCACUCCUACUCACCGCAGUGGGAGACGUUCCAGAACGCGCGCGCAGUUGUGCUCGAUGCUGGCCAGCACACCGUGUCGUUCGCGUUCCGCUGUGUCAACUCGGGCUCUCUCAACGGCGCUGGCCUGCAGGGGUACUUCAUCCGAUAUGACGAGUGAACUCCAGGCCUUAGGGCCUGCCCAUUCAUCCCUUUUUGGGGGGUUUGUUUUCUGUACCACACCCUGUUCUCUCUUCUGCUGCGUUGGUACAACUUGGUCUCCUAUGCGUCAUCUCUCCUGUCAACCUUCGUUCACUGCCGCAUCUCGCCCUGUUAUCUUCCAUGCCUCGUUGCACUCGCCCUGUGUGUUAUCCCUUCUUGUUGC
Molecule: messenger RNA, 2562 nt
Organism: Salpingoeca rosetta
Lineage: Eukaryota; Choanoflagellata; Craspedida; Salpingoecidae
Exons: 17
Coding region: 67-2358 (763 amino acids)
Biological process (GO): cell adhesion
Cellular component (GO): extracellular matrix
Molecular function (GO): protein binding
Source: RefSeq, a predicted model, not a curated record